AUGAAGGCAGCUUUGGAGCAGGUUGGGAAGCGGUCCAACUUGUUGAAAUUGCAGGCCCAAGAAGCGUACAAUGCUGGGGAAGUUCCCGUCGGCUGCGUGUUUGUCCACAAGGGGGAAAUCAUUGGCAGGGGGAGGAAUAGGACCAAUGAGACGCUUAAUGGAACAAGCCAUGCAGAAUUUGUCGCAAUCGAUCGAAUAAUGCAAGCAGGGCACUCAUGGGAGGUGUUCGCAACCACGGAUCUCUACGUGACGGUCGAGCCAUGCGUCAUGUGCGCAUCAGCGCUGCGGCAUCUUAAUAUCCGCAAGGUGUACUUUGGAUGUGGGAAUGAUAAGUUUGGCGGGUGUGGCAAUGUGUUUGCUGUGCAUCAGGACACAACAAGCGAGGGAAGACCGUAUGAAGCAGAAGGUGGGUAUUACAGGGAAGAAGCAAUUAUGAUGCUUAGGAGGUUCUACCUCCGGCAGAACGACCAUGGUAUGAAAGCGAGGAACUCUGAUGCUACUGGGCAGUGGCUGAUCUGGACCGGUCUUGCAGCUCCAGCGCCGAAACGCAAAGCACAUCGGGUAUUGAAGACAGACAUCUGUUGA
Molecule: messenger RNA, 585 nt
Organism: Fimicolochytrium jonesii
Lineage: Eukaryota; Fungi; Chytridiomycota; Chytridiomycetes; Spizellomycetales; Powellomycetaceae
Product: cytidine deaminase-like protein
Exons: 5
Coding region: 1-585 (194 amino acids)
Biological process (GO): tRNA wobble adenosine to inosine editing
Cellular component (GO): nucleus; cytoplasm
Molecular function (GO): zinc ion binding; tRNA-specific adenosine-34 deaminase activity
Source: RefSeq, a predicted model, not a curated record